CCGAUCAGGGCAAACGUCACCUCUGGGAUCGGGGCAAAUUGCUGCGAGCAUGUCCGGAAAAUCGGGAAUAGAGGGCGACGGAAGGAGUGGAGAUGGAGGGGGAGGGGGGGAAGCAGUUGCGCAGCAAAGAAAGCUGAAUAGCAGAGGCCUCCCUGCACUUAACCUGUCCAAAGUACGACCUAACCACAGCCAUGGCCAUUCCGAGGGUCAUCAUCAAGGGGCUUCAUCUUCAGAGGUCAACCAGAGUUCGAGACAUGGGGAUCCAUCGGGCCACGGAGCAGGUAGGGUGAGUUCCAACAGUAGCAGCGGAUCAAGCAGGGCAAAUGGAAGAGGCGGGGGGGGGGGCAGCGGAGGAGGAGGAGGAGGCGGAGGAGGAGGAGGAGGAGGAGGAGGAGGAGGAGGGGGAUGGCUGAGUGGCAGCAUCAACAGUGGGGGGACCACAAGCAGCGGGGGAGGAGGGUAUGGUUCGAAUAGGCAUGGCGGCGAUGGAUUGAGAAGUGUUCCAAGUGCAUCAGGUAAGGGGGAGCAUGUAGCGCACGUAACAUCUCCUCAAAGGAGAGAGAACGCGGGGGUCUUGCGGAGCGGGGGAGGGCCACCGCCGCCAAGCGCGGGGAAUGGUGGGGUUGGGAGCUCGAGGGAGUCCAGAAGGCCAUCAGGGCAAAUUUCGUUGCCGUCAGCUGCGACUGGAAGUGGAAGUGGGAGCGGAAGUGGGAGUGGGAGUGGGAGAAGUGGGAGUGGGAGUGGGAGUGGGAGUGGUGGAUCCCAACCUAACCCUUCCUCCAAGCCUGGCACCCACCGUACGCACACUCGACAUGCAUCUCUUUUUCAAUCUGGGAAAGCUAGCGCGGCGCAUGGUGGGGCCCAUGGAAAUCAGCUGGGCCUGGUCCCGCUGGUCACGCCUAGCCCUGCGACCAAGGCAAGCUCCAGAGCCGCCGCCGCCGGACCAGAUGCUGAGACCAUAGAUCGGGACGAUGUCCUCCCUGCCGCCCGCAGAACGUCGACUGUUGGCGCUCCUUCCGCCAUCGUCGGCGUCAGCAGCCCUGCUUCCGCCUUCCUCGAGACCGACGACUCUUCUUCCUCCACUCUCCCAGCGGCUGCCCCUCCUCCUCCUCCUCCUCCUCCUCCCCCUCCUCCCCCUGCACCUGCUUCUUCCGCUCUUUCCGAUGGAGGGCCAACCCCCAGUAGCAGCAAGGGGAACGGCCAGCCGGGAUCGCGCGCGGAGUGGUCCCUUGCCUUGCCCUCUAACCCGACCUCCAGUCCCAACCGCAACCCCAACCCCAACCCGAACCCGAACCCGAACCUGAGUUCGAACCCGAACGGUCAUCCGUCCUUGAUCUCCAACAAUGGUCAUUCCAGCACACUUAGCAUAUCGAACAUACCUCUGGGGUUCGGCACAACGGCCAUCGAAACGUGUCAGACAUCACGGCAGAUGAGUCAGACGGGAUCUGAGAUGGUGAUCGACAGGCCCGCGUCGCGGCAAGUACUGACCGCUCGACCUGGAUCGCGCAGCGCGGUCUUGUCCGACGUCGACCGCAUCGUUCCGCGCAACCCCCCCCCCCCCCCCCUCCCCCCUCCAGCCCCUGGGGUCCCCCUCACUCCCGGUAUGGUUCUCAGAAAUUACGCCUGCUAUCUCACGGACUACGAGCAGAGCGAGAUCCUUCAUUACCCCCAGGUCCACUACUUCGCCCCCGAGGUGGAGAAGCUUCGACCUACCCCCACUCCGGGACAAAGCAACUACGGCUUUGAUGACGAAAGAGGCGACUACCAGACGGUUUUGGGAGACCAUCUCGCUUUCCGCUAUCAGGUGAUUAGCGUCCUAGGUAAGGGCAGUUUCGGCCAAGUGCUCAAGUGCAUGGACCACAAGAUGAACGGCCUUCGAGCCAUCAAGCUGAUAAGGAACAAGAAGAGGUUCCACCAUCAAGCGCUGGUGGAGGUGAAGAUUCUGCAGUACCUAAGGGACAAACAAGAAGAGGAAGAGGAGCAGUGCUAUAUCGUGCACAUGUACGAGAGCUUCUACUUUCGCUGCCACCUUUGCAUCUCUUUCGAACUCCAUUCCAUAAGUCUUUACGAUUACAUCAAGAACAACAAUUUCCACGGCCUCAGCUUGAGCCUGAUUCGCCGGGUGGCUUCGCAAGUGCUCACCUGUCUCAAGUUCCUUAGGAAACUUAGGAUCAUCCACUGCGACCUCAAGCCGGAGAACAUCCUCCUUCGCGCCCCCAAUAAGACGUCCGUCAAAGUGAUCGACUUUGGCAGUAGCUGCUUCGAGCAUGAACGCGUCUACACCUACAUUCAGAGCCGCUUCUACCGGUCGCCCGAGGUCAUCCUUGGAUUGCCUUACGACAUGAUGAUCGACAUGUGGAGCUUAGGCUGUAUCUUGGCCGAAUUGUUCACGGGGUACCCGCUGUUUCCUGGGGAGAACGAGCUAGAACAGUUAGCGUGCAUCAUGGAGUUGCUCGGUCUGCCGCCAGCGUCGCUCUUGGACGUGUCCACGAGGAAGAAGAUGUUCUUCGACAGCGCCAAUAAUCCCAGGAUAGUGCCAAAUUCGUGGGGGAAGAAAAGGAGACCAAAUUCGAAGGACCUGGCGACGGCGUUACGGUGCAGCGACGCAUCGUUCGUGAACUUCUUGGAGGGGUGCUUGAAGUGGGAGAGCAAGGAGAGGUGGCUGCCCGAGCAAGCCUUGCAGCAUGAAUGGAUUCUAGAGGGGGCAGGGGGGGGGGGCGGAGGGGGAGGGGCAGCGCAUGCUGCUUCUUCGUCGUCGUCGACGUCCGCUCGCCCUUCCACCACUCAUAGAGCUCAUUCUCCACGCGCUCGUAAAGCCAAACAAGCGAAGCAUGCGCCCUCUCAUGCAGAUGGCAGUAACAAUAGCAGUAGCAAUAACCACUCAACCGGCAAGCACGUUGACACGUCCAAUGGGGCCAAGGCAGAACCCCCAUUCAGAACGACCCACAGACACUCCCUUUACUCCAAUCUGCAUACGGGGGACUUCCGAUCCUUGCUGCCUCCCAUCGACGGCUCGUCUUCCUCCGCCGCGUCGAAAACGGCAAGGGAAUGGAAGAAGAGAGCGGCGUGAUGACUCUUGACCUCCCGCGCUAUUUUUCUCCUACAAUUUGUGUUGACGUCCUUGGACAUGUUGGUCUUUGAACUC
Chara braunii is the source of this 3145-nucleotide messenger RNA. NCBI's taxonomy places the organism in Eukaryota, Viridiplantae, Streptophyta, Charophyceae, Charales, Characeae. The record is from the annotation of a GenBank genome assembly.